AUGCGUCAAAAUGCGAAAGACUUACCAGAGUCAUCAAGCAAACCGCCUGGGGCAAAACCAAAGGCGUCGAAAGGACAACAGGCGGCUAAUCCUAAGAAGCGUUCACCAAAGGAUGCGAAACCAGAGGCAGACGCGCAGUCCGAUCAACAAAGCGACUCAGCACCCCAGAAUCGUACAAACCUCACCAUCACACACGACCUCGUCAAGAAACCAAUCGAAUGCCACCAAUACACUCCCACAUCAUCGCCAUCCACCCCACCACCAACGCUGAUUUUCACCCACGGCGCAGGCGGAACACUCUCCACCGACGCCGUAGUGAACUUCUGUACCGGAUACUCCUCUUCUCUCCCUGUUCUCGCAUUCCAAGGCUCGAUGAACCUCAAAGCGCGGACAAAGGGCUUCCACGCAUGUAUUGAUGAGCUGAAGUCCAGUCAAUCGACUGCACGAAAGGGAGCAAAAGAGGACACGGCUGGAUCGAAGACAUUGUUACUAGGCGGACGAAGCAUGGGUGCUCGAGCUGCUGUCAUCGCAGCUAGCGAACACCUCGCCUCGCUAGAUGACAAGGAAAGAGAAGAAUUGAGCAUACAGCUAAUACUCGUUUCCUACCCACUCCUCGGCCCCAAAGACGUUAUGCGGGACCAGAUUCUCCUCGAUCUCCCAAAGAACGUCCGCAUACUCUUCAUCAGCGGCGACGAAGACGCUAUGUGUCCUAUCGAUACGCUGAACGAAACGAGGGAUAAGCUGACGGCGCAAUCGCAGCUUGUAGUUGUUACCGAUGCGAACCAUGGGAUGAACGUCGUACCGGCUAGCAGGACGCAAAGAGUAGGAGAAGAGACAGGACGAAUGGCAGCGCGAUGGGUGCAAGGGGAACCCAUGGACGAUGAGACAUAUAUCGAUGAGCUGGAGGGCGAAGAACCUUGGAAGUAG
Messenger RNA from Alternaria novae-zelandiae, 927 nucleotides. RefSeq lists its product as uncharacterized. The record is from RefSeq and is a predicted model, not a curated record. NCBI's taxonomy places the organism in Eukaryota, Fungi, Ascomycota, Dothideomycetes, Pleosporales, Pleosporaceae. Bases 1 to 927 code for a protein of 308 amino acids. The transcript is spliced from 2 exons.